Symbiodinium natans is the source of this 807-nucleotide messenger RNA. The record is from the annotation of a GenBank genome assembly. Lineage: Eukaryota; Dinophyceae; Suessiales; Symbiodiniaceae.
AUGGACUUCGACGAGUUGGAAGAGCAAGAAGCCGCGUGUGAUGAAGGUCGACGGGCCGUUCAAAAGGGCGAUCUGGAGCUGGAGUUGGAUCAGGCGGACGAUGACGAUGCCGACAUAGAUCUUCAGCAACCAACGCUGGAAGCUUUGACUCGCUUGGUGCUUCAGGAGCGGGAGAAGCGAAAAAAGGCCGAACAGGCGCUGAAAAAGGUGGCCGGCCGCAUGCAGCAGCUGCAAAGCAGGCUGGAAGAAAAGCCUGGCAUUUGGUGUCUGGGAACCCGCCAUCCACACAUCCAUCCCAGUGCAUAUGUUGCUCCUGGUGCGUCUAUCAUUGGGACGGUGACCUUGAGAAAAGAUGCAAGCGUCUGGUUUAACUGCACACUUCGAGGAGACAACGAAGUGAUUACCAUCGGCGAAGGGUCUGAUAUUCAGGACAAUUCAGUGCUGCACUGUGAUCCUGGCAAACCCUUGAUUGUGGGAAGAAAUUGUCUCGUCGGCCACCAGGUCUGCCUACACGGAUGUCGGAUAGGGGAGAACUGCCUCAUUGGCAUGAGAACCACGAUCUUGGACAAUGCUGUCAUUGGAAAGAAUUGCUUCGUUGCUGCAGGCACCUUCAUUGGAGAAGGGAAAAACUUUCCGGACAAUUCUCUCAUUGGCGGCAACCCUGCGAAACGGAUUGCAGAUCUGGAAACAGAUCCGACAAAGAUGGCAGCUGUCAUGAAUGCGGCAAGCAGUGGCCCACCCAGUGGGAGAGGGUGCUGUGUGCUGCCAGUGCAGAUGAGUCCAGUAUUUGUGGAAUUUGUGGAGUGA